Messenger RNA from Puntigrus tetrazona (Sumatra barb), 1362 nucleotides. Its product is annotated as zinc finger protein 14-like. The transcript has 3 exons. The record is from RefSeq and is a predicted model, not a curated record. Lineage: Eukaryota; Metazoa; Chordata; Actinopteri; Cypriniformes; Cyprinidae. The coding region runs from base 1 to 1047 and encodes 348 amino acids.
AUGGCCAUUCACGCCGGUUCCAAGCCGCACUCGUGCUCCUCUGCGGGAAGGGCUUCUCUCAGCUGGACUCGGCACCGCCGCGUUCACACCGAGAGAGACCGCACUCGUGCUCGAGUGCGGCAAGGGCUUCACCCAGUCCGGGCACCUGAGGCGCACGAGAGGGUGCACACCGGGAGAAACCGCACCUCUGCUCGCUUCUGCGGGAGGGGUUUCAGCACGGCGCGGAAUCUACCGGCUCACGUGAAGAAACACCGACCCGGGCGCGUGCCGGAUCACCCGGCUGACGGAAACGGCGCGCUGACGCCUGGGGAGAGACUUCAUCGGGACUCUCAACCCGAUGGGAGCGAACGGUUGAGGCGAAACACCUCCAGCAUCGCUUCACCACCGGAGACAAAACGGGAGGCAAAAAUUAUUUCAUCUGCCGCAGUGCGGAAAGAGCUUCCCGCACAAAGGAGACCUCAACAAACACGUGCGUAUCCACACCGGGAGAGAGACUCGUUCGCGUGCCUUCAGUGCGGAAAGAGCUUCACGCAGAAGGCCAACCUCAACAGACACCUGCGCGUCCACUCCGGCGAGAGACCCUUCACGUGUCCCCAGUGCGGACGGAGCUUCACCUCCACCAGCAUCCUCAAGCACCACCUGCGCUCGCACUCCGGCGUGAAGCCGUUCCGCUGCGACCAGUGCCACAAGGACUUCAUCCUCGCCAGGCUGCUGAAGAGACACCUGAAGAUGCACGCCAACCGGAAGCCGCACUUGUGCUCGUUCUGCGGCAAGAGCUUUUCGCGCCUGGGCUAUUUCGAGGAGCACCAGAAGAUGCACGUCGGCGGCAGGCCUCACCGGUGCUCCGAGUGCGGCAACGCGUUCAACACGGCCGAUUCCUUGAGGAGGCAUCGGAGGAUCCACACCGGGGAGAAGCCGUACGUCUGCUCGCGCUGCGGGAAGGCUUUCAUUCAGUCGGGGCAUCUGAGGGCUCACGAGAGGCUGCGUCGGUGCCGCGCGUGCGAGCGAGGCUUCGGGAGGAGACGCCGCCCCAAGGUGCCGCCGUGAGCGAAGCCGACGCCCGUGGUGGGAGCGGUCCGCCCCCAAAAAUGCGUCCUCGAGAUUGGGAUGAGUGUGUAGGCGGCUAAAAACGUCUGUGUCGUGUUGAGAGAAAAGCUGUGCGUCGACCCAGCGUCGAAAUCCAGCCACGGAUUGGUUUAGAGCUGUGAAAUGCAUUUUUUACUGCAGACUUCGGAAGCACAAAAACUGUCCUUAAGGUCAUUUUUUAAAAUUGAGAGUCGUACAUCGUGAGAAAAAUAUGCUUUUUAUUGAGUAUCUGGAAUCUAAGGGGGCAAAAAAAAAAAUCUCAAUAUUGAGAAAAAA